This is a messenger RNA of Zonotrichia leucophrys gambelii, 531 nucleotides long. RefSeq names its product serine/threonine-protein kinase PAK 3-like. NCBI's taxonomy places the organism in Eukaryota, Metazoa, Chordata, Aves, Passeriformes, Passerellidae. Gene Ontology annotation, cellular component: cytoplasm. Gene Ontology annotation, molecular function: ATP binding; protein serine/threonine kinase activity. The record is from RefSeq and is a predicted model, not a curated record. The annotation marks the transcript as partial. The transcript is spliced from 4 exons. Gene Ontology annotation, biological process: regulation of axonogenesis; intracellular signal transduction; protein phosphorylation.
CAAGGACUGCAUUUCCUUCAUUCCCGCCAAGUCAUCCACAGAGACAUCAAAAGCAACAACGUCCUUGUGGGCAUGGAUGGAUCUGUCAAGUUGGGUAACUUUGGCCUCUGUGCUCAGCUCAGCCCUGAGCGCAGCAAGCGCAGCUCCAGCGUCGGCACUUCCAGCUGGAUGGCACCGGAGGUGGUGAGAGGAGAAGCCUAUGGCCCCAAAGUAGACAUCUGGUCCCUGGGGAUCAUGGGGCUGGAAAUGGUGGAAGGGGAAGCUCCUUACCAGGGGGAAGCCCGUCUCAGGGUUUAUGAACUGAUAGAAAGGAAUGGGCCCCCAAAACUGCAGAAGCCCAGGCACCACUCGGCUGUCCUGCGUGACUUCCUCUGCUGCUGCCUGCAGGCAGAUGAGGACAGGUGCUGCUCUGCCCAGGAACUCCUGCAGCAUCCCUUUGUGACCUCAGGCCAUCCUGCCUCCAGCCUGGCUGCUCUGAUCAUCUCAGCCGAGCAAGUGCAGGAAGACUGGAGAGGAGACACCUGCGCCUGA